Molecule: messenger RNA, 2316 nt
Organism: Symbiodinium natans
Lineage: Eukaryota; Dinophyceae; Suessiales; Symbiodiniaceae
Source: the annotation of a GenBank genome assembly
AUGGCCUGCCAGCUGCGAGCGCUAUGGGUCUUCCACAUGGAGUCGGAGGUGCGACUCCUCACCAGCCGCCGCUUCCCCACUGUGGAGCGCAAGCUUCAGCGGCUGCAAGGCAGCAGCCAUGUGCCGCUUCCCUGCGAUGAAGACAUCAGCCACCUUUUCGUGUCAGAGGUUCUGGAGGAGGAGGAGGACCACAGCCUUCCGGCAGAUCUACCAGCGCCAUUCCACGAGGACUUCCAUCAAGGGUCCUUCAGCUGGGAUGCCAUGGAGGAGUCGCGGAUGGAGAAGCUCUGGCCCCUGGGCCCGGUGACGGCGCUGAUGAAGGGCAAAAUUUGGCCGGUGGUCUUCCUGCAGAAGAAAGGCUACUACCUGGUCACGGCCGUGGCAAUUAUGGAUCGCAACUGUCAGGAGAAAGGCGGCGAAGGCGAACGCCCCCGCGCUUUAGACUUGCCCGCCGUGACAGCUGCCUUCGCGGUCUUGGAGGACAUCUGCGACUUCAUUCCAGCCAAUCUGUCGAUCUCCGAUGUUACCGGCAUAUCAGAGCUUCAGUACUACAUCAGGAGCGCACUGCCUUUCGGCAGCCCAGUGAACACCAACUUCUACCUCCUGCGCAUGGUGCGGCAUGGCUUCCCAAACAAGGAGGAUGACACCUCUCACCGAUCACCGGCGUGGAAACCCUACCUCUACAAGGGCAAGAGCAAGCUGACCUUGUCCAUCGUGGAGACGAUCAACUGCACCCUGUACGGCAAGCCCGAGUAUGAAGAUGAAUGCUACAUCCAGGGCACUGUGUAUUGUUGCGCCGACAUCGCAGGAGUGCCGGAAGUGUGUGUGCCCAUCUCCUUCCAACCGCAUGUGACCAAAACAUUCUUUGGCGGAGCCUCUGGCGGAGCCGACGUGGAGGAGGAUGCCAGCUUGCCUUCUUCACCAGAAAUCAGCGUGCAUAAUUGUGCUCACAUUGUUGGGGGCAUCAAGCCCGCCAAGGACGAAUCCUUCAAGAUCUCGUGUUUGCCACCGACAGGGCCUUUUGUGCUUUGCAGGUACAACUUCCGGCGCAGCCCCAGCAUGCCAGUUCGAGGAUUCUACCAGCUCAAGGAGCUGUCGCCCCUGGAGUUCCGGCUCCUCCUCCAGGUGCAGCUCCAUCCGCUCGUCUCCUCUGCCAGCGGCAGUGGGUCAUGGAACUGCCAAGUGAGGCUGCCGUUCGACCACCGCGGAGUGAUCCGGUCACAUGACCUGAAAUGCACCAGCGGCUCCUUCUCGCUAGCCGAUCACAGCCGGAGCAUCGUCUGGAAUCUCAAUGUGCGGAGACCUCGAGGUACCCUGGAGGCGAAUCUGCUGGGUGAGCUCAUCUUCGAAGCCCCGCAGAAGCCGCAGCAAGACCAGACCAAGCGGGAGCAGCAAUUGCAGCAGAAGCAACAGCAGCUCCAGCAGCAGCAACAGCAGCAGCAGCUUCUCCAGCAACAGCAGCAGCAACAGCAACAGCAGCAACAGCAGCAGCAGGCGCAGCAGCAAGCGCAGCCAUCUCAGCAGCCCUCGCCACGUCCCGGCGAAGCUGACAAGGCUUCAGCCGCAAGCCACACAGGGACGCCUGCAGAGUCUGAGGCGCCCUCAGAGGGAGAGGAGGAGACAGGAGAGCAAGCCGCCGCCGGUGACACAUCGGCUUCCCGAUCUGGCGUCGAUAUGCUUCUCAACGCGGCGGGCGGCGGCGCGCAUGCCGGAGGCACCGCUGAGGGAUUCACGCUGCUGGCAGCACUGGAGAAGGAGCGCGAGGGCGGCAUGGAGUCCAGCUUCAAGGCAAGGUGGCCCGAGGAGAGCCAGUUCGAUGCGAAUCGUUCAUCGGCAAGUGGCAACCAGGAAGCACCCGCAGAAGAUGACGGUCAGGUGGACCUGGAGCAUGGAAGUCUGGUGAUCGCCGCGGUGGGCGCGCCGGCGCGGGCCGCGCUGACGAAGCCCCAAGCAUCCCCGCUCAACGCCACAGCCAAAGGUACCUUGCCGGUCAGCUCCCCGCCGACUGCCACGACAGCCUCCAACAACCCUGCCAUGACAUCACCAGAUCCCUUCCUGAUGGGUGUGAACUGCUAUGCCGAGGUUUUCCUGGAAGUGCCAGACGUGGCGCUGUCCGGGAUUCACGUCGAUCCCAAGGCUGUCACUGUUUAUCCGACCACCCGCGUGUAUGGCGGUGUGGCAGUGCAGAAGGAGUUCCUCACUGGAAAGUACAUUAUUUGGAACAUGGCUGGAGAUGUCAGAGGUCACUUCAACGGCCUCGAGUUUGACCAGGAAGGCCCUGACACCGAGCCAGCGCAGAAAAGCGAGGCUCAGUGA